CUUCAACAUCAAUGUAGAACCAGAAGGCAUGACAGAUAUAAAGCCGCACUUUGGAAAAAUCCCCGCAUGUGACUAUUGUCGGAGCAAAAAGCUCAGGUGCUCCAAGGAAAGACCAAGAUGCAUGAGUUGUACGCGGUCUGGGAGGCCGUGUCGCUAUAGCGAGAGGACUCAGAGAACGCCUCUCACGCGAGAGUAAUUGCUCCAUCAAAGCUGUGCAAGACCUAGCUGACCCCUCCCUUCAGCUAUCUGACCAGAGUUGAGAGACGCCUCGCAAACGUGGAGCGCCUAUUUGGCCAGCUCCUCCCUGAUGUUGACAUCAAUGAAGCCCUGGCAUCGCAGGGAGUUGAAGCUCCUGCAGACGCAUCCCAGCCGAAUGCAUCCCUGUCGCCACCAAUAAAUCCUACGUCGCCCCACAGUCCAGUUCAGGUCGGCGGUGCCAUUUCAGAUGCCGUGCCUGCAGAAAGCGAUGGCUUCGAUUGGCAGGAAGACGUUGAUGAGCUGACGGAUGGGAUGGCGUCAUUGUCCGUUGAGCCGAGAGGGGCGGGAUACUUGGGACCUACUGCUGGUGUAUUUUUCCUCAGAUCACUACUUCUCUGGACGGGUCAUUCGAGGCCCUUCAUCGGCGAUAGCUCCGAGGUUCCACGACCCCAUGCUGGGUUGGAGUCUUCUUCCCAGCUAUCUAACUCGGUCACGUCGAGACAUGUUAUCGAACAGUUGGUGAAUGGCUAUUUUGAGGUCUACCACCGCAGCUAUCCGUUCGUGCAUGAGCCCACCUUCCGAGCCCAGCUUCACGAGGUUAUACAGCGACCAAAACGACGAUCGUGGCAGAUGCUGCUCUAUACCAUUAUGGCACUGGGAGCAUGGUGUCUCAACAAUGAUAACGCUGAACUCGAUGAUGAGCUGUACCAUCUAGCACUCUCGUUUGGGGACGCCGAGUGCUUGUUCGCAAGCGCGGAUCUGACCUUUGUUCAAGCUCUCAUUUUGUUCAGCAAUCUGAGCCAGAAGCGCAAUAAGCCCAACACGGGAUCCAACUUCCUCGGGCUUGCGACACGAAUGGCUCUGAGUUUGGGUCUCCACAGAGAGCUGCCCGACUGGAACAUCAGUCUCUUGCAACGAGAGAUGCGGCGCCGUGUCUGGUGGGGGCUGUACAUGUUUGACAGUGGUGCCUCGACUACCUUUGGGAGGCCGAUCCUUCUUCCGGGUGAGGAGGCCAUGGACGUGCGACCGGUUCUGAAUAUUGAUGAUGAGGACCUCACGAGUGUAACAGAACUUGCGCCAGAAGAGGUAAGCAGGCCGACGCUGUACUCAGGCAUGAAGUACCAGAGCGAGCUACAUGUCAAGUCCAACUACAUCUCCAAUCGUCUGCUCUCAUCGUCAUGUGUGGCACCGGAAGACGCGCUAUUCAUGGAUGCAACAUUGGACAAAUGGUCCAGCACAUUGCCGGAGUACUUGAGGCUGGAACACGAUGUCCGCUCAGCUGAGCCUACAUUCUAUUUCAACAGGUCACGUCUCUGGUGGCGCUUCUGGAAUCUCAAGAUCAUCAUCUUCCGCCAGUUAUUUCUCAAGCGGGCAAUUGGGACAAGUAAUUCUAACAUGACAGCACCAGUCAGUGAGGCUGAUGAAAGGUGCAUGAACAUUGCGGUGCGCGCUGCGAGUGCGACGAUAGCAUCGAUCGAUCAGCAUACAAGGGAGAGACAGAGAACCAGGCUUGUGACUUGGUAUUCAAUCUAUUUUACAUUCCACGCUUCCCUGGUCAUCAUCCUUGCUAUCCUCAGUAACUCGGAAUCACCAGACAUGCCCAAGUGGCAGGAGGAUGUCAACACGGUCCGUCGCAUCUUCCGAGAUGUAUUUGUGGACAAUGAGCUCGCGACUCGCUGCGCCAACAUUAUCGACGUCAUGCUGCCAGACCCUCUCUUGAACACGGGGGAUUGGGCAAAUGUCCAGCUGGAUCCUAUGCUAAUGGACUUUUCGACGUGGCCAGCAGCAUCUGCUGACGAGUUUGCCAGCGUUCUUGGCUGGCCAGACUGGCCCAACUUUCCGCAGUGAAUGGAUUUCUUAGAAUCAUCAGUUUAUAAUGCGCACAUUGGGUUCGAUGAGAUGGGAUCUAAUGUAUUCUCCGUUCGGUAUAUCGUUUUCGUCCGCCCGCUUGAUCGCUGUUUCUAUUGUCGUCUCGAUUCCGGCUCUUAGGUGUCGUGAUGCUAAGCGCUCCCGUGCGAUAUCAACUGGCACAUCUACAAACCACCUUUGGUACACAUUAGCUUGGAGUACAAUAGGGGGUGAUCGCGAGACUCACUUAUCAUCUACCAAUGUGGAAAUGCGGCUCCAAGGCUCUUGGUCCAAGAGUACGUAGUUGCCUUCGAUGAUAACAACUUUGGCCCGUGAAGAAAUCUCAAUGGCAUCGGGGAUUGGGUCUUUUCUCGCAUGGUCAAACCCCGGCGCUUUAAUGAUGGUUUGCGGCUCGUCAUCUGUUGUCACAGGUGUCGUCUUGAGUAACACCACGAGAUCUAAUAAGGCGGCGGCAUUGAAUGUAAAAGGCGCGCCUCGCCUUCGAAAGGCUUGGUCAGGGUCGUGGAAGGAAGAGAGAGUGGUACGAGUAUAAUGGAAUCCAUCCUGGAGAAUUGGGUGUUAAUGACGUAGUUGUUGCUCGGAGUUGGGGCUCGAGGAUAUACUAACCAUUGGAAGUACUGCGACAUCGAGAAUGCCGCUUUUCUUCAGCUCCCUGAUCAAGGCAUCAGAGAUGGUGGUUUUGCCCGAUCCUGGUACGCCAGCCAACGCAAUCAAGAUUCGUUGUGUUGGACCUGAGAGCUUCUGCCGGGUCAGAAGACGCUCGACGCGAUCAUUGAGCUUGCUUGUUGUCUUGACCAAAUCGCCAUCCAUAUUGAGAUAAUUGAUUAGGAGAGCUUAUUCGGCGAAAAAUCCAGGUUGUUUUAGGACUCUUUAACUUGAUUUCUUCGGAGGAGACCGGUCCUUCUUGAAUCAUGAGACGGCAG
This is a messenger RNA of Fusarium odoratissimum NRRL 54006, 2990 nucleotides long. RefSeq lists its product as uncharacterized. Gene Ontology annotation, molecular function: RNA polymerase II cis-regulatory region sequence-specific DNA binding; DNA-binding transcription factor activity, RNA polymerase II-specific; zinc ion binding. Gene Ontology annotation, cellular component: nucleus. NCBI's taxonomy places the organism in Eukaryota, Fungi, Ascomycota, Sordariomycetes, Hypocreales, Nectriaceae. The record is from RefSeq and is a predicted model, not a curated record. The transcript is spliced from 6 exons. Bases 511 to 2046 code for a protein of 511 amino acids. Gene Ontology annotation, biological process: DNA-templated transcription; positive regulation of transcription from RNA polymerase II promoter by galactose.